AUGUUGACUGACUACGAUGAUGAUGAAGUUGAUAAUGAUGAAUGGAUUUUGUAUUUGCGUCAUGACCAUCAUCAGCUAAAGAUGCAGUUCAAUAAAGUUUUAUUGGUUUUAGCAUUUGUAUUCAUAGGGUGUUGCUGGGAAAGUGCAUUAACAGCCAGAUUGCAUCAGCAAGGCAGGUCAGCUUCUUUACGCAUAUUUCCUUUACGUCAAAGGAAAUUGUCAGCUCAUGGACGUUCCGCCACUUCGGGCUCCUUGUUUGAGGUGCCUGCGCCCGCCCAAGCGGAAGAGGGUAGAGGUUUAAUGAAAAAGUUUAUGCUGUUUAAAUCUUUGUUUUUACAAGAAAAAUCUGAACCCAAUAAUAAUAUUAUUAUAAUAACACAACCUGCCACUACUGCAACAGCAACAAACACUCCUACUACACCCACCACCGCAGGAACUACCGGUACAACGGCAACCACAACAGCGGCCGCUACACCUACAGGCACUAACACCGGCAGAGACUCUAAAACUGAAGAUGAAACCGAUGAUGAUUUGCCGAUUAAAACUCCCCAGCUAGAGGGUGCAAUUAAAGAAUUGGAUAAUUCCCAGGCGGAAGAAAUUUUCAAUAAAAGAAACAACUUGCAAAAUCAAAAGCCACAAAAACGACGUAUACGUCUGAGUAAACGUAAUCAGCAGCGUAGACGCUUAACACCACAGCAGCAGCAACAAAAACAAAAUACGAUUAAUAGAGAAAAUCUGCUAACUAAUAUGAAUUUAACUAAGAGGCCUAAUCAGCAUGCCAAAAACAAUAGCAACAAAAACCACAUGCAGGAGAAUAAUAAUGAUAACAAUACCAACAACAGCAACAACAAUAAUGAUAAUAACACCUCUGGCAUCUUAAAUCUUAAUACGAAUAUUCGUUUACAGAAUAUAAUGAAUGCCUUCCGGAAACAAACACCAAUCAUGUAUAAUUACUAA
Messenger RNA from Lucilia sericata (common green bottle fly), 957 nucleotides. Its product is annotated as J domain-containing protein DDB_G0295729. Lineage: Eukaryota; Metazoa; Arthropoda; Insecta; Diptera; Calliphoridae. The record is from RefSeq and is a predicted model, not a curated record. The transcript is spliced from 4 exons. Bases 1 to 957 code for a protein of 318 amino acids.